GUGCCUACACACAGCAGGGCUUUUGUAGGCGUCUGUUUCCGAGAUCAUCUCCCAGUAGAAAUGGCUGAGCUGUCCCUCAACUCUCCCGAAGUGCAAAUAGCGCUGCUGGUAGUAGCAGCAACACUGGUGCUGCUAGUAAUACUAAAACUCUUCUCAGGCGGGAAACGCGGUAGCGCAGUGCUGCUGGUGGGGCCGUGCAACGGCGGAAAGACGACGCUCUUCUACCGCCUUAAGGAUGGCAGCACGGAGCUCGGUACCGUGGCUUCGAUGCAGGAGAACGAGGGCAUAGUGCAGGUCCGCAACGACAAGGACCGCGUGGUGGGUAGCGUGCGGGUCAUGGACCUGCCCGGCCACCCGCGCCUGCGCUCCAAGCUAGAGCAGUACCUGAAGGACGCGUCGGCGGUGGUGCUGGUGCUCGACUCUGUGGAUCUCACGCCCAACAAGACGGAGGCCGCGGAGGACCUGUUCGAGGUGCUCACGCACACAACCGUCGCGCGGCGGCGAACCCCGGUGCUGCUCGCCUGCAACAAGGCAGACCUGGAAACGCAGGCGCACUCAGUGGACUUCUGCAGGCGCACCAUCGAGAAGCAGCUGGACACGAUGCGCAAGACGCGGCUGGCGCUAGGCGGUGAGGCGGGCCGCUCGCUGGCGGCGCUGGGCAAGCCGGACAAGCCGCUACAGCUGGCCGCGCUGCGCAGCCCCAUCGCCGUGUGCGAGAUCAGCGCGGAGAAGGGCGAGGUGGCGGAGGUGAUGCGCUUCCUGGCCAAGCUGGUGUAGAGGAGGAGGAAGCGGAGGAGAAGGAGGAGAAGCUUGCAUAGGCGGCGUCGAGUGGAGGGGUGAGGUCUGAGGUGACAGGGAGGCGGGUAGCCGAGACCAGGGGUACAGCGCGGCUGGCGGCACGCGGGCAUACUGGGGGCCAUCGCGCUCUCUAUGGCAUCACGCACAUAGCUGUGGCCAACGGGCGCAGGGCUGUGGGAGGCAGCCACACGUGGUGCUGAGCAUAUAUGCCGCCAAGCUCACUGCAGUUGGCCACUGAAUACGGACUGGAUAGAUGUGGCGCUGAAAGACACGCGCUGUUUAGGCAGCCUCUUGUGUGCAAUGUUCGGACCGGUAGGUGACGGCGUGCCGUCAUAUGGGCGAGAACCAUCACGUCUGCUGCCGAUGUAAGGGAACGUGAGU
Molecule: messenger RNA, 1179 nt
Organism: Chlamydomonas reinhardtii
Lineage: Eukaryota; Viridiplantae; Chlorophyta; Chlorophyceae; Chlamydomonadales; Chlamydomonadaceae
Exons: 1
Coding region: 61-777 (238 amino acids)
Biological process (GO): protein localization to organelle; intracellular protein transport; Golgi to plasma membrane protein transport
Cellular component (GO): Golgi apparatus
Molecular function (GO): GTP binding
Source: RefSeq, a predicted model, not a curated record